AUGUGGUUUGCCUUUGUGGAAAACACCCCUGUUUGCGAAUGGUUGGGUAAAUUGACUGUUAUCGAAGACGAGCUGGAUGUGACUGGCUUGGCCGGGUUUUUGGUCGAGAUCUCCAGCCCAUCCAAUGACAGUUCAAAUUGGCAGUCUUUGGGUGUUAUCCAGCGCGAAGCUUCAGACUCGUCAUUGUCAAGCUCAUUAGAAGCCAUGGCGCUUGCUUUCUCCAAACCUUUGGAUUUUAGAAUGUCCACCAACUUAUCAAUAUACUCCUCAUUCUGGUUAAACAAGGCAGGACUCGAUCCAAGGAUCCCAUUGGUCGAUAGCCUGGUCACCAUGGUAUCACGAAUGUCCUGUUUCGACUUUGGCUGUUCCCUUGUAUGGACCCUGAAGAGGAAUGUCCAAGUACUCGCUCUGGACCUUGGUCAACUUGGUGAGUUUGACGCCCAAGUGGUUCAAGUGGCAGGCAGCAACGGUCUCGUCCAAGAUCUUUGGCAAGGUGUGGACACCAAUGUCGAAAGGACCAGUCUUCUCGAACUCUGCAAACUUCUUUCUGAAGUCAGCAUCGUCAGCCUUGAACAGAGCAAUUUGAGCAAGAACCUGGUUGGAGAAAGAACAGGACAUGACAAACGAAGCGUGUCCGGUGGCACAUCCCAAGUUGACCAAUCUACCGUCAGCAAGCAAAAUCACGUGCUUACCGGACUUGAGCAAGUAUCUGUCAACCUGUGGCUUGAUGUUGACUGCGUCAACGGCAUUGGCCUUAAGCCAAGCAACGUCGAUCUCAACGUCGAAGUGACCAAUGUUACACACAAUGGCGUCCUCUGGCAUGACGGCGAAGUGCUCACCAGUGAUGAUGUCUCUGCAACCGGUGGUGGUAACGAAGAUUUGACCUUGUGGGGCAGCCUCCUCCAUGGUGGUGACCUGGUAGCCGGAAACAGCAGCCUGCAAAGCGUUGAUAGGGUCGACCUCAGUAACGAUGACUCUAGCACCCAUACCUCUCAGAGCCAUGGCACAACCUUUACCAACGUCACCGAAACCAGCAACAACGGCAACUUUACCAGCGAUCAUGACAUCGGUGGCUCUCUUGAUACCAUCGACCAAAGACUCUCUGCAACCGUACAAGUUGUCGAACUUGGACUUGGUGACGGAGUCGUUGACGUUGAUGGCUGGAACCUUGAGGUUGCCCUCCUUCAACAUCUUGUACAAGUGGUGGACACCAGUGGUGGUCUCCUCAGAAAGUCCGAAACAGUCCUUCAACAUAUCUGGGUGCUUCUCGUGGACAAGGGAGGUCAAGUCUCCACCAUCGUCCAAGAUCAAGUUGAGCUUCUUGUUGUCCUUGAAAGCAAACAACUGUUGCUCAAUACACCACAAGUACUCCUCCUCGGUCUCACCCUUCCAGGCGAAAACUGGAACACCAGCAGCAGCAAUGGCAGCAGCAGCGUGGUCCUGGGUGGAGUAGAUGUUACAAGAAGACCAGGUAACCUCAGCACCAAGAGCGACCAGGGUCUCGAUCAGAACAGCAGUCUGGACAGUCAUGUUUUGGACACCCGUCGUUCCGGAAUUGCUGGACUGUUAGUCAUCUUGGCGGAUGUCGUAUCUUGUUCCGGUACUUACGUUCAUCGAUUGCACCAGCCCGCACAACAUGCAGGCUCUGUUGAGCUUUGGAGCCGGUCUACCUCUUUUUUGCGACAUGAGCUUUUUUCCGUAUUUGAGGAAGGCGCUCAGCUAAUUUCGGCAGCCCAUGCUGCGGUGGGGCUCCCGUGGUGGGCCUUUAUUCCGCUGGCAACGUUUGCUGUUCGUACGGUGACCACGCUGCCGCUCGCAGUGUACCAAAGAAAAGGCUUACAAAGACAAAACGAGCUGCGACCGAUGAUCGGGGCUACUUUUCCCGUGUCCAAGAUUCGACUGGCAGCCAGCGCACAGGCUGCGCAGCAGAACGCACGGGCCAAUCCCUCAAGCAUCAUCAAGACAGAGGCAGAGAAACUAUCUGCUGACAAGAUCAUCGUUCUAGCUUCAAAGGAGAGAAUGAGACGUCAGCGGCAGAUUUUUAAAGACAACGGGUGUCAGUCGUGGAAGUUCCUGUUUCUGCCUGCUCUGCAGAUCCCGUUAUGGAUCACGUUGUCCCAAUCGUUCCGGGUACUCACUGGCUGGACCGACGUCGGGGCCAUGCCACUGGACCCUACACUGUCAACAGAAGGACUCGGGUACUUGGUGAACCUGACUUUUUCUGAUCCGUACUUUGUGCUACCAAUUACUUUGGGAAUUACAGCCUUGACCAAUGCAGAGUGGAAUUUCCGUACUGCAGACCUGAUGAAGCUCACCACGAGAGGCGUGAAGAACACCUUGAGACCCACCGCGUUUGAUAGUGUCAUUACAUUAUCCAGAAUGAGUAUCUGUUUCCUGGUUGUUCUCUCCACCUAUGCUCCUGCUGCCUUAUCGUUAUACUGGAUCAGUUCGAACGUGUUCUCCUUUAUCCAGAAUGUUUUGUUGAACAAACUGAUUCCGCUCAGAUACACUCCGUACGCGCGGUCGUCGUCGUCGCCCAAGAAGCGAGCUGACCAGUCCUGUGUCGAAGAUUCGAGGUCUCGUGUUCCAGUUACGCAUUCGGAUACUCCAGAAACGGGUGAAGAUACGGACACUAAAGUCGUCUGCACAGUAGAAUCCGAGAAUUUGGCCCUGGAUUCGGUCGCCCAGCGCAGAUACAUGCAGUUCAUCGUCAUUUAA
Ogataea philodendri is the source of this 2718-nucleotide messenger RNA. RefSeq lists its product as uncharacterized. The transcript has 6 exons. Gene Ontology annotation, cellular component: mitochondrial inner membrane. NCBI's taxonomy places the organism in Eukaryota, Fungi, Ascomycota, Pichiomycetes, Pichiales, Pichiaceae. Gene Ontology annotation, molecular function: membrane insertase activity. The record is from RefSeq and is a predicted model, not a curated record. Gene Ontology annotation, biological process: mitochondrial respiratory chain complex IV assembly; protein insertion into mitochondrial inner membrane from matrix. The coding region runs from base 1 to 2718 and encodes 905 amino acids.